Xylaria bambusicola is the source of this 1251-nucleotide messenger RNA. RefSeq names its product Sec20-domain-containing protein. Gene Ontology annotation, cellular component: endoplasmic reticulum; SNARE complex. The coding region runs from base 1 to 1251 and encodes 416 amino acids. The record is from RefSeq and is a predicted model, not a curated record. Gene Ontology annotation, molecular function: SNAP receptor activity. The transcript has 2 exons. Lineage: Eukaryota; Fungi; Ascomycota; Sordariomycetes; Xylariales; Xylariaceae. Gene Ontology annotation, biological process: retrograde vesicle-mediated transport, Golgi to endoplasmic reticulum.
AUGUCACUGGAAUUGUUAGAGAAGCGAUUCACAGAUCUACAAGAUCGACUCAAUUUAUUACAAGAUGCCACAAGCCAACUUGAGGAGCUUAUUCAGCGGCUCGCCAACUUCGACUUUCAGCCUGGAUCUGUGCCACUUGGUGCGGCCGAGGACGAUAAUGUGGGAACAGAACUGAGCUCGGAAAUAAAUCAAGUGCUUCGGGAGCAGGAGGAGGACCUAGAGUUAUUGAAAGAGGAAAUAAUUGAUAUACGUCCGGGCCGAUCUGGCAGCACCCUGCAGCAUGACAAGGACCGGCUCCAGGACGGUGCGGAGCGACUCGAGCGAAAGCUUCAGCUCUGUCGAAAAUCCUUCCGUAAAGCCCAAAUUACAGCAAAACGCAAUCUACAACUUGCCCAGCAGCAUGAACGAGAGCUUCUUUAUGCGUCGUUCUCGAGCCCGCGGUCCGGCGCAUCGACACCAGCGUCAGCAACGGCUACCACAACCGCUCAAUUCCCUCGUCGUUCACGAAAAUUGGCGUCGGAGAUGACCAAAGAGGAACAAAUGAUCAGCGCCAGCCAUGAUGUGACGGAAUCCAUGCGGAGAACUCACGACAUGAUGUCCGCUGAGUUGGUUAAGAGUGAUUUUGCUCAUAAUACUCUUCAAGAGUCGACUCAGGCUCUUGCCCAAUUGUCAGAGAAUUACUCAAGUCUUGACACAAUGCUAUCGAGUUCUCGUGCCUUGCUUGGUACGCUACUCAAGAGCCAAAAGACGGACACGUGGUAUCUGCAAUCUGCAUUCUAUUUAUUGACCAUAACCAUUGGGUGGCUUAUCUUCCGACGCCUACUAUGGGGUCCGACGUGGUGGCUAGUCUGGCUGCCACUCAAACUGUUAUUUAAGACUGCUGUUGGUAUUUCCAACACUGUCGGGCUGAGAGGGUCACAGAUUCAAUCAGAUUCUGAGUCAGCUUCGGUCGGCGUUAGCCCUCAACAACCUUAUAUGAAUAAUAGAGAUGUCCCUACUAUUGAAGUUGGCGGGCCUCUAGAAUCACAGGCAGUGGAACUAGAUGGGUCCAUGAUAGAAGAAGUAGGGAAAAUCAUUGAUAAAUCUCAGGUUGGUGCACAAGGUCCAGAUGAAGUAAGCACCGACGAGACUGAGUUAAGGGAGCGCACGGCUGAAGAACAACCAAAUCCAAAGAAGAGAAUGAUGGAAGAAGAAGAGGAACAUGCAGAUAUCCCAACGACUGGCGACCAACGGGUCAAAGAUGAGCUAUAA